AGCAUGGCUUUUUAUUGCAGACGUUUCCUCUUCAGAAUGUUGCUGUACUUUCUGGGGUUUUGCAGGACUCCGAAAGGUUGCUGAUGUUGGUGAGAAUCAAACACCUAAUCUUCACAGAAACCUUUGACAGGCACACAGGCAGGAGUACAGCAGAAACUUUAAGCCAUGCAGUGGGGAAUCCAACCCAUCAGGUGAAGGGAAUCCUGGGAGGAUCAGUUUUGUUUCCUGCCAAUGUAUCUCUAGGAAUAACAGUGGAGAAAAUUGAAUGGGACUUUCGGCCCCAAAGGCAUGGCAUAGACUAUUGGCUGGGGGAAUUCAGACAUGGGAAAUGGGCGUACCGAAGUCCCCCUGACCGGUUUGGACAACGGCUAGACUUGGUGGAAGGGACAACACUAAGGCUCAAAGACCUGGAGUUGGAUGAUGGUGGAAUCUACAAUACUCGCAUUUGGUUUACUAAGGCACAGUUUCAAGAACAGCGUUUCAGCCUCACUGUUUAUGAGUUGGUGCCAACACCACAGAUAGACCACCAUGUGGAAUCCAAGACUCCAGGUGGAUGUAAUGUAACCUUGCAAUGCCACACACCUGGAAGGAAAGAGCUCAAGGUCUCCUGGGAAACAGGGGUUCCUCACAGGGGCUUAGGAAAGGCUGUGAAUCAGUUCCAGGUUUCUGACAAUGGCAGGGAGCUCCGUGUCUUCUACUGGAACAGGUCUUUUGACUCCAAAUUCACCUGCGUGGUCAGCAAUCCUGUUGACCAAAAGAGAGCCUCAUUUGACUUGCUCAAAAUCUGCCAAAGUUAUGAAGGUGGACAGUUUGGACUCCUGAGUUGGAGUCCAUGGCUUAUCCCUUCCAUCAUAGUUAUUCUGGUGAUAAUGGUGAUGGCGAUGGCGAAUUGGAUGUGCUGGAAGAUCAUAUUUAAAAGGCUUAGAAGAGGUAUUCACUCUGUGAUGCAAAAGAAGGGGUAUAGUACUCUUACAUUCCAGAACUCAAAAAGGAGCAAACCAGAAGAUGGUGAUGAUGAGGUUGACUCAGACAGAGAGGAUUUCUCAAGCAGUUCCAAACUACCCAGGGGAUCCUUUCCUUCUCUCGGUUCUUAUGCAAUCUCAGAAACAGAGCCCUCAGAGGUUGAAUACUGCAUCCCACAGACCAACAUGGGAGAUCAGGCACAUCUCCUGGAGCCACUGCCAAGGAAUUCAUUAAAGGUUCCUCAGGGGAAAGAGCCAUUGAAGACCUCUCAAUGCUCCCAGUUGAGCCGGAACUACAGCCUGCCCAGCACCUUUGAACACUGGUCCCAAGAGUCCCUUGACCAUGCCAAAGAGCAACGCAACCAUUCUUGUCCAGUGAAUGCGGUUGGGGUCUCCUUGAGAGCAAGGAAGGUCAGGAAGAGGCCAGGUUUGUGGUCCUAUUAAAGCAGAAUGUGAGAACAACAAAGAACCAGCUUUGGUACAGAACCAAGGAUGGUUGUAAUGAAGGGGUUUUUUUUGGGGGGGGGUGUCUAUUUUCAAUAAUGCUGGGCACAGAAGACCCAUUUCUUCCAGAAAAGAGGAAGCUUAGUUACUCCCAGGAGCUUUUAAAGGCUGUCACUUGGUAUCAACAGAAUCCAUCCUGUUGGAAGGGGGACUGGGGUGACUACCAGAAAAAGGGAAAGUGAAGACCAAAAUGACUGAAAGCAAAGCUGUUCGUCUCCAGCAAGGGCAAUGGUGGUUUCUGCCCUGCCUUUGCUCCUGCUUUGGGGGGGGGGAGAGAGAGAGAGAGGUGGUAUUGUUCUGUGACUGCUGGUUCAAUACAGUGCAACCUCAGGUUAUGUUACCUUCAGGUAACGUAAUUUUCGGGUUGCGAAUGUGGCAAACCCGGAAGUGUAUUCUCCCAGGUUUUGCUGUGUGUGCAUGCCCAGAAAUAACGCCUCUGCUUACGAAAUGCGUAGAUUUGGGUGGGAGGGUCCCCACAAACCAUAACAAUGAAUAAAUGGCAGGGUUUUGAUUAAUUGGGAUAUGGAUUAAAGUACAGGCUGCAGGGCUGUGCCAGGCAGAGGAAAUCCUAGGCUAAAAGGUAAAGGUAAAGGACCCGAAACUGCAUUGUAUGGUUUGUUUGAGGAGCUUAAGAAGGGAAGACAGGCUUAUCUUUCUUCCAGUAUGAGACUGUAAAAUUGUACUUUCACUUUUACGCUGUGGAUUCUUCUGCUCUCAGAGCUGAGAGAGAGAGCACCAUGAUUGCUUGUCUGUAUAUUCUGUAAAUAAAUUUGUAGUUUAGAACCACAAUGUCUCUAACUUCUUGCUGUGUUGAGCCAGAAGGAUAGUGUGCUUACACCAGCUGGUGUAGGUCACUGGGAGAGCCCUGGAGAAGAAGGGGGUGCCUUUUCCAGAGUUACACUCACUGGAGUACGUCCAGAGGAAUGGGGGCUGCAGGCACCCCAAGGUGUUUUCUCCCAACACCCUGACAGUUAUGUCUAGUCGCAGAUGACUCUGGGGUUGCGGCGCUCAUCUCUCUUUACAGGCCGAAGGAGCUGGUGUUUUUCCACAGACAGCUUUCCGGGUCAUGUCGCCAGCAGGACUAACCGCUUCUGCUUCUGGUGCAAUGGAACAACGAAACCAGAGCACACACAGAAAUGCCAUUUACCUUCCCAGCAGAGUGGUACCUAUUUAUCUACUUGCACUUUGAUGUACUUUUGAACUGCUAGGUUGACAGGACCUGGGACCAAGCAACGGGAGCUCACCCCGUCACGGGGAUUCAAACUGCUGACCUUCUGAUCAGCAAGUCCAAGAGGCUCAGUGGUUUAGACCACAGUGCCACUCAGCUCAUGCCAAACAGCCUGCCUGAGCUAGGACCAUCAAGGAACAAUAGCAAAAAAUUGAGGGACAACACGGAGAAAUGUAAAGUACUACACUUGGGCAAAAAUAAUGAAAGGCACCAAUACAGGAUGGGAGACACCUGACUUGAGAGCAGUACAUGUGAAAAGGAUCUAGGAGUCUUGGUAGACCACAAACUGGACAUGAGUCAACAGUGUGAUGCAGCAGCUAAAAAAAGCCAAUGCAAUUCUGGGCUGCAUCAAUAGGAGUAUAGCAUCUAGAUCAAGGGAAGUAAUAGUACCACUGUAUUCUGCUCUGGUCAGACCUCACCUGGAGUACUGUGUCCAGUUCUGGGCACCACAGUUCAAGAAGGAUACUGACAAGCUGG
Zootoca vivipara (common lizard) is the source of this 3171-nucleotide messenger RNA. Lineage: Eukaryota; Metazoa; Chordata; Lepidosauria; Squamata; Lacertidae. The record is from RefSeq and is a predicted model, not a curated record.